AUGUCGGACUCCAGAUCACAUCUUCUUUCCCAAAUUCCGCUUAUUGUGAUGCCAGGGAAGUACUCCAAGCCGCAUCCUGUGACGCUGCCGUAUGACUUCGAGCAAUUACCGACCUCCACACAAGUAUUCAGGCAGCAAGAAUUAGAUGCACUCAUAUCGCAAUUAGACGACCUACGCGAGAAUCAACAGCGUAUGGCCGAUCAAGUAAGAGAAAGAUACGGCAAAACAGCAUUGACUAGCCGAUCGCAGCCAUUCAAUGACUGGGAGCAAAAUAUCCGACGGGUGGCACCAGGAUAUUUUGGGGCCGACGGCAAAGUGAGUAUCAUGACUCCGACUAGACACCAUGGUGACGCUGGAAAAAGACAGCAGGAACGCGAACUGUAUGCAGAAGUGUCUGCCUCAGGUACCACACAGAAAUCUGCUGAGGACUGCGAGUCACAGCUGACGGGCGCAAACUACGACCUUGCUAAUUUACGUAUAGAAUAG
This is a messenger RNA of Ogataea haglerorum, 486 nucleotides long. RefSeq lists its product as uncharacterized. The transcript has a single exon. NCBI's taxonomy places the organism in Eukaryota, Fungi, Ascomycota, Pichiomycetes, Pichiales, Pichiaceae. The record is from RefSeq and is a predicted model, not a curated record. The coding region runs from base 1 to 486 and encodes 161 amino acids.